Chironomus riparius is the source of this 1506-nucleotide messenger RNA. Lineage: Eukaryota; Metazoa; Arthropoda; Insecta; Diptera; Chironomidae. The record is from the annotation of a GenBank genome assembly.
AUAAAGUUGGUUUUAUGUUUAAACUCCAAAAUUUUUAUAAGUGAAUGUUUUGAUGAUUUCAUACUUUGUUUCAUAAUGUUAAGUGUAUAAUUGUAUUACAGUUGCUCCACAACGACAGAAAUUACAAUUUUAGCAAUUACGUACUAAAGAUAAAUUUUCCGAAAUCUACUUUUUGUGAUAAUAAAAUUUAACCGAAAUACUAUAACAAAGUUUAGCGAACAGACCUUAGUGAACGAUAUAAAAGACGAUAAGCAUGUGUAAGACGUUUAUUUGGUAAGGUUAGUUUAGUAGGUUGUCGAAUUCGAUUCAGACUUCACGCACAACAAAGAGAGAAAAUAAAUAAAAAAUAAAACAAUUUGAAAACUUCCGUUUGCACACAUAUAAUUGUAAUUCGAAGAAUAAAGUAAUCCUACAAAAAAGAAGAAAAAAAUCAUUCAUCGAAGAAAAACACUAAAGUAGAAGUUAUUAAAAAUGAAUAAUGAAAGUGCUGUCCAAGAAGAAAUUGAAGUUACAAGUCAUAGACCCGAUCCAAUAAAAUUCGAAGAAUUUAUUAAUAGAAUUAAAAAUGAAAAGAAUUUUCCACAAAACAUGAACAAAGUUCUACUAGAAAGGUACCUAAAAAUAAGCUUUAAUGAUGUUGACUGUGCAUUUGCUUUACUUAAAAGUGGCCUUGAAAUGCGAACGAAAGCAUCUUACUUAUUCACGGACCGCGAUGUGAUGUCAUCGGAAAUUCAAACGGCCUGUAGUACUUUUCAAUUUGUUCCUCUUCCAAAGAUAACAAAAGAUAAAUACAAAGUGACAAUAAUCAGAUUUCCAAAAUGUGAUGCCAAUUUAUACGAUAGUGUCCAAGUCAUUAAAGCAGCAUUAAUGAUGUUUGAUGCAAGUUAUACUAUUUAUGACUACAAAGAUGAUGGAUUUGUUGAAGGCGAAAUAUUUAUUUUGGAUGUUGAAGGCUAUUCAUUUAAGCAAUUCCUUGAUCUCGCAAAAAAUGUUAAGACACUUUUGUUUUAUACGAGUUUUUUGCAAGAUACAGCACCUGUAGUGUUGAUAAGCAACCAUAUUUGUAAUACAUCAAGUGUAUUUGAUGGCAUUAUGGGAAUGGUCAGGCCAAUUCUAUCUAAACAAGUUAACGACUUAGUACACUUUAAUCGAUAUGGUUCUGGAAUUCUUGAGCACAUUGAAAGAGAAGUUUUACCCGAAGAUUACGGUGGUGACGAAAAAUGCAUCAAUGACUUAUAUGAAGACUGGCUCAAAGUAUUCAAAACAAAAAGAGAUUAUUUAUUAAAUGACAGCAGUUGGAAAUUAACAGAGAAUAUGUAGGAAGCAUAAAAACUUAAACUUCAAUUCUUAGAAAUGAAAGGAAUAUUAAUAAUAUUUGGUCAAAUGAAGAUAAACAAAGUUAUUUGAGUUAGAACUAUAUUGUUAAAAAAUGAAUAUUACUUACGAAUAAUUUGAAAUAAAAAGUAUUACAUUAAAGUAAUUUUUAAAUGAAAAAAAUUGACAAGG